Molecule: messenger RNA, 1338 nt
Organism: Quercus lobata
Lineage: Eukaryota; Viridiplantae; Streptophyta; Magnoliopsida; Fagales; Fagaceae
Product: inner centromere protein-like
Exons: 4
Coding region: 1-1338 (445 amino acids)
Source: RefSeq, a predicted model, not a curated record
AUGGGGAAACAAAAGAAUCCAUUUCGAUGUCUCGUUGAAUCCGAGGAAGAUAGACGCUACACAAAACCCAAUCUUAGGUUAGUCAAUAAGGCGAGCCUGGAUAAGUUAUUGAAGGCCGAAAUAUACGUGAAUGAGGCUGACGCUAGGUCUCCUCCUCCUACUCCUCACCAACCUCCUCGACCGUCACCACAACCAGUGCUUCCUAACGCUGCUGAGCAGAAAAGGCGCAGGGAACAGAAGGGCAAGGAUGUGGCAGACACGAGCAAGUCUCGUCCAACUCGAGAGGAGGAUGCUCAACGAGCUGCAAAGCAGCAGAAAACCAAGGACCAAGCCGCGCGGGGCCAGGAGAAAUCUGACUCCCAACAUUCUGAACCACAAGUAUGGUUGCCAGCACCUAUGCACGGUGGGGAGCCCCUGCGAGGUGAUGCAUCUAUAAGGGACUUUAACGGCAGCAUAGGGUGUCAUGUAGCUUCGGCCAUAGAGGAAGCCUUAUUGCUCCCAAAAGAUAUGGCCGAAAUAAAGAACAUGAGAAAGAAUGAACUUGUCCUCGACAAAAAACGAUAUUUGGGCAUGGACUUGGCCAAUGCAAAGAAAAAGUUACAGGCCGAAGAGCAAGCUCGCAAGAGUGCCGAGUCGGCAUUAAAAGGCUACCAAAAGCAGGCUGAGAACCAAGGGAAACUUCUGCAGGAGGCGAAUGCCGAGCUAAAGAAGACUCAAGAGCAAGUCCUAGUUCUUAGGAAGCACCUGGAGGAAACUCAGAAGCUAAGGGAGCCAGUUGAAAAGUCCAAGGAGCAAGCGGAGAAAGCAAAGAUCGAUGCCGAACAGGCAAUGAACAAAGCUGAGCAGAGAGGCUACGAGGUUGGUAUAGCUAAAACUGAGAAGGCUUUGAGAGCCGAGGUUCCGGAGGUAUGCCGUAUCUACUGCGCAAGAACUUGGAGCGAGGCUUUUAACCGUGUUGGGGUUGAAGCCUCAUCUGAGUUACGUAAGCGAGAGAACGUAUUCUAUCCCGAGGCGAUCCGCCCCUUAGUUCUUCUACCCCAUCAGGCUGAUACUCCCUCUUCAGUUAUUAACCUCAACGAGGAGGUUUCACCUCACAGUUUUCCUCCCCGUAGUCAGCCGGAAUUAGCUAAAGAGGGACUUGCCCCUCUAGGAGCUUCCCUAGACAAGACCACCACCGCUUCGGAGGCAGAGACGGACUCCCAAGGUUUUCAACGGGAUUUGGACUCCACAGUUCUACCAACUGGGAGCGUUACCAAAGCCAAAGAGGGAAUCACCCCUUCGGAGGCAAACAUACCCGCCAGCCAGAACCCAAAGAUCCAAUUGAAAUUGAAAAAGUAG